AUGAACGUUUUGCGCGCGUUCAACGCAACCCUCGCCCGCCGUCCCCUGCUCACUCAGGUCGUCGUUUCCGGCGGAGUCUCUGGCGCCGGCGACGCAUUCACACAAUACCUGACGGGCCAGAAGACGUGGGAUCACUGGCGGACCGCCCGAUUCACGUGUCUCGCCGCCGUGUUCAUUGCGCCGCCAUUGAACGUGUGGUUCCGAGUGCUCGAGAGAAUUCGACACGCGAAUCGACACGUGCAGGUGCUCUCCAGGAUGGCGCCCGAUCAGUUGGUGUUCAGGUGAGAGAGCAGCAAGUUUCAUUGUAAAAAAAACAGAAAAACUUAUCCUUAAAACCUGAAAAUAUCCUAAAAUUAGUUUACUUACAGUGCGUCUCUUCGAUAAAAGUUUCUCCAACUGGGGAAGUUAGAAUAUUUAUUCGAACGCUUACAAAAAUGUAAAUGUUGUCCAUAAAGCACUAAUUCGACAAGUUUUCUAAAGUUUCCAUAAUAUAGCAAAAUUUGAGUAAUUUUUGACAACAACCAUGAAAACAUGCCAAUAACAAGGCCACAAUUGCAGUCCGCUCUUCAACGCGUUCAUCCUCGUCCAACUGCGAGUGCUCGAGGGCUUCUCGGUUUCCGAGUCGAUCGAGCGAAUGAAGGCCGACUGGUUCGUCGUGUACUCGAGCAGUCUGCGCGUGUGGCCGUUCGUCCAACUCCUCAACUUCUACUUUGUUCCCCUCAAUUAUCGAGUCAUUCUCAUUCAAGUCGUCGCCUUUUUCUGGAAUUCCUGGCUUUCCUACAAGACGCAGCGACCUGUCGAGUAG
This is a messenger RNA of Caenorhabditis sp. 36 PRJEB53466, 805 nucleotides long. The record is from the annotation of a GenBank genome assembly. NCBI's taxonomy places the organism in Eukaryota, Metazoa, Nematoda, Chromadorea, Rhabditida, Rhabditidae.